AGCCAAGAAGCAGAAAGCCAACAAGGCGCCCAAAGCCCCGAAACCCACUAAAAAACCCAAAGCCACCAAGGCACCCAAGAAGCUCAAAGCCACCAAGGCACCUAAGGUCACAAAGCCCAAAGCUACCAAGGCCUCCAAGACAACAGCAUGGAAGGAGGAGGGGGUGAAGCCGGUGACCAGAAGACCCAGUCUGGAAGAGGAGGAGGAGAAACUCCUGAUUGAGCUGGGCUGGGAUAGACACAGCAGACCCUCAGGACACACACCUCUCUCUGCUGGCUCCAAGACCCUGACAGAGCAUGGUCAAGAUUACUGGGACACCAAGCUGGACAGAGAGAGGACUACCACUGAGGUCAUCAUGUAUGUAUCAGAGGAAACCACAGUGCCCUGGUACGAAGAGUAUGAUUAUGCAGACUUGGCAGCUAAACAACUCAAGGAGGAGGCAGAGAAAGCUCGCAAGGAGAAGGAGGAAAAAGUGAAGCGGCUGAGGAAGAAGUGGGAGGAGGAAGAGGAGGAGAGGCUGAGGAAGAUUCCAGUACAUGCCGAACCCAAGAAAUGCCCUCCUCUAGGUCUGGAGUCCCAUCGUGUUGACGAUGACCAGCUGCUGGCCUCUUCUCAGUCUCACCACGGCUUCUCUGCUCAGCGGGGCAGGCUCAACAUGCAGAGCUCUGGUAAUGAGGAGGGUGUGUACGGGGGUGCGUGGUGUGCUGAGCCAGAGGAGAAGAACCACUGGUUUGAGGUGGACGCUCGCAGAGAGGUGGAGUUCACUGGAGUCAUCGUACAGGGCAGGAACUCAGACACAGCGGAAGAUUUUGUGUCCACGUUCUACGUGUCCUUCAGUAAUGACAGUCGUGAUUGGACGGUGCUCCAUGAUGGCUAUGCUGAGUGGUUGUUCUAUGGGAAUGUGGAUAGGGACUCUCCAGUGAUGGUGCAGUUUGAUUGGCCAACCGUGGCACGUUACAUCCGUGUCCUUCCCCAGAGCUGGAACGGCAGCCUGUGUCUCAGAGUUGAGGUCAUGGCCUGCCAACUGACCAGCAGCUUCCGUAGUGAGAAUGAGGUCAACCCCACAGACAACCUUGACUUCAGACACCACAACUAUAAGGACAUGAGACAGAUGAUGAAGGUGAUAAAUGAGGAGUGUCCUAACAUCACUAGGAUCUAUAACAUUGGGAAGAGCUCUGCAGGCCUGAAGAUGUAUGCCAUGGAGAUCUCUGACAACCCCGGGGAACACCAGACAGGUGAGCCGGAGUUCCGCUACACGGCGGGUCUCCAUGGUAAUGAGGCACUGGGGCGGGAGCUGCUCCUCCUGCUGAUGCAGUUCAUGUGUAAGGAGUAUAAUGAGAACAACCCCAGAGUGCGCCGCCUGGUGGAGGGAGUGAGAAUACACCUGGUUCCCUCACUCAACCCAGACGCCUACGAACUGGCCUACGAGAUGGGCUCUGAGAUGGGGAAUUGGGGUCUGGGCCACUGGACUGAGGAGGGAUACGAUAUCUUCCAGAACUUCCCGGACCUCAACAGUGUUCUAUGGGGGGCAGAGGACAGAGGCUGGGUCCCACGCAUUGUACCUAAUCACCACAUCCCACUCCCAGAGAACUUCCUCAAUGGCUCGGUUGCCCUGGAAACCAAAGCCAUUAUUAACUGGAUGGAGCGGACCCCAUUUGUGUUGGGAGCCAAUUUGCAGGGUGGAGAGAAAGUGGUGGCGUACCCGUUUGACAUGCAGCGACCUCCAAAGGCUACAUGGACUUUGGGGUCUCAGCGUGAGUUGAGACCCGGUGUGAACCAUGAGAUGAAUGAGGAAACGUGGGCCCGGAUGCAGCGUCAGAAUGGGGACGCGCUACGAGAGACGUCUGACGACACCAUGUUCCGCUGGCUGGCCAUGUCGUACGCCCACAGCCACCUGACCAUGACGGAGACCCAGCGGGGCUCGUGCCACACAGACGACAUCUCUGGGGGACAAGGCAUCAUCAACAGGGCCAGUUGGAAACCUGUGGUGGGAAGUAUGAAUGACUUCAGCUACCUGCACACUAACUGCUUUGAGCUGUCUGUCUUCCUGGGCUGUGACAAGUUUCCUCAUGAGAGUGAGCUUCCUCUGGAAUGGGAGAACAACCGGGAGGCACUACUGUCCUUCAUAGAACAGGUGCAUCGUGGGAUAAAGGGCAUAGUGAGGGACAUGGAGGGUAAACCCCUGGCCAACGCCACCAUUUCUGUGGACGGCGUCAAGCACGAUGUCAAGACUGCUGCGGCUGGUGACUACUGGCGGUUGUUGAACCCCGGGGAGUACCGUGUGACGGCUCGCGUCGACGGCUACACGCUCCAGACCCGGCUGUGCAUUGUGGGCUACGACUCCGGAGCCACCCCCUGUAGCUUCACCCUGGCCAAGUCCAACUGGGACCGAAUUAAGCAGAUUAUGGUCCUCCACGGCAAGAGGCCCAUACGGCUUGUUACCAAAGCACCCCCCCGGGUAGGAAGUGACAUCAGCGGUGGGUCAGUUGGCAGCGUAGACGCAACAAAGAUGGGCGCCACUGGCGGGAUGGGCGGGACGUCGGCCAACUCCCAUAAUGCAGAGCGUCUCCGGCGGUUACGGCUGAUGCGCCUGCGCAAGAUGCACCAGCAGAGACUCAGGUAUAACUUCUCCACCGCCACGCCCGUUGCCACGACGACCACCACGGCGGCCCCCACAACGACAGCGGAGCUGGAGACAGAGAGCACUACUUCCUGGUAUGACUCGUGGUUCCCUGUGGAGAGUUCGUACACAGAGCCCACACCUGCCGAGGUCUUCACAGAGAUCCAGGAGUCAGAGCCUACACAGGACUACACCUCUGAGUACAAGUUCGAAGAUUACUAAGGUGAAUUUAAUUAAAUUGCUAAAGUAACAAAUUACAGUUUUUAAAAACACAAUCAUUAUUCAAAUUGUGUGAAAUUAAAAACAUAUUUAAUUCCUUGCAGAGCUGAAAGAAAAUAUAGCAUUUAAAAAAAACACUUUUUAUAAAUAAUACUUUCUCUGUGCUCUUCCAUUUAUGUCUCAUGAUGGUCUGUAUUCUGAUAUUUUUUGUAAUGCUCACACAUAGAUCAGAGAAUAGUCUGCAUUCUCUCUCUGCAGAGCAGGGAGUUAACAGCAUGUUUUUCAUAUUAUUUACUUAAGCAAGCCUAUUCUGAGACGUAGAUAUAGGGUGCUUCAAAUGUUUCACAAUAAAAGAGUAUAAACAGGUUAUUUGACACACGCUGAAGUCAUGCUUUGCCUCAAAACGUGGAUUCUUAUGUUUGGUUAGAUAUGAUUACUAAUAUCUAUGGAAACUGCGGUGUGUUUGUAUUAUUACAUUAAAAGUGUUC
Messenger RNA from Oncorhynchus mykiss (rainbow trout), 3327 nucleotides. RefSeq names its product inactive carboxypeptidase-like protein X2. Gene Ontology annotation, biological process: protein processing; regulation of DNA-templated transcription; peptide metabolic process. Gene Ontology annotation, molecular function: RNA polymerase II transcription regulatory region sequence-specific DNA binding; zinc ion binding; metallocarboxypeptidase activity. Lineage: Eukaryota; Metazoa; Chordata; Actinopteri; Salmoniformes; Salmonidae. The record is from RefSeq and is a predicted model, not a curated record.